Molecule: messenger RNA, 2367 nt
Organism: Sardina pilchardus (European sardine)
Lineage: Eukaryota; Metazoa; Chordata; Actinopteri; Clupeiformes; Clupeidae
Gene: mybl2b
Product: v-myb avian myeloblastosis viral oncogene homolog-like 2b
Exons: 15
Coding region: 258-2204 (648 amino acids)
Biological process (GO): positive regulation of transcription by RNA polymerase II; mitotic cell cycle
Source: RefSeq, a predicted model, not a curated record
CGUGCGCACAAUUCUCCAUGCGUCACUCCCGGGAAACUUGCGAGAAAAAGAAGCGCGAGAUAAGAACUUGAGCGCGGAGACUGCAAUGCAAUUCUAUUGUUGUGCUCUGUUAUCAAAAGGGUUUUGUUGAUUAUGACAGUAAUUUCAGAGGUCUAAAAUGUGCUAAACGUUACGACACUGCAUGCAGGACGUGGUAUAAAACAUUCGAUCGUUGCUCCGGGGAUUUUGGACUUGAAAACAGCUAAAUAAGCGGGGAAAUGUCCUGGUGGUCGCGCGGUGAGGAUGGCGAAGAGGGGAUGUGUCAGGACACAGACUCUGAUGUAGCCGAGCAGAGAGACUGUGGGAAAGUCAAGGUGAAGUGGACCCAGGAAGAGGAUGAUAACCUCCGAGCCUUGGUUCAGAAGUUGGGACCAAAUGAUUGGAAACGAAUUGCCAGUUAUUUGCCGAACCGCACGGAGCAUCAGUGUCAACACAGAUGGUUUAAAGUUCUUGAUCCCGAUCUGGUGAAAGGUCCAUGGACAAAAGAGGAGGAUGAGAAGGUUAUUGAGCUGGUGAAGAAAUAUGGCAACAAGCAGUGGGCCAUGGUGGCCAAGCACCUGAAGGGUCGCCUGGGGAAACAGUGCCGGGAACGCUGGCAUAACCACCUGAACCCUGACGUGAAGAAGUCGUCCUGGACCACAGAGGAGGACCUGGUCAUCUACAAGGCUCACAGUGUGCUGGGGAACCGCUGGGCUGAGAUUGCCAAACUCCUCCCUGGAAGGACGGACAAUGCUGUGAAGAACCAUUGGAAUUCCACCAUCAAGCGUAAGGUGGAGAUGGGCUACUACACAGGUGUGGAAACUAACCUGAGAGUGACCCACCAGACCGAGCAGGGCGAUGUCGGCGCUCAUCACAGCAGUGACCAGCCUGAGCUGUGCUUUGAUGGUGCUGUGGACAACGUCAAAGUGAUGGAAACUGCGCAACAGGACAUUCCAUGCCCUGCAGUUGACAUAGUUCCUGCUAAGCCAGAGUCACCGCCUUGCCGAAAAGGGGUGGUGACCCCCAUACGGGACUCGGACAGUGGCGGGGAGUCGAGCAUUAACCAGUGGGUGGUGGACAGCUCUGGGUUCCUGUCUCCUACCUCGGGACCCGCCCUUAAGGAGGUCAUGGAGUUGAUGGAAGGGGACAUGGAGAGCUGGUGUAACCUGGCUGACGUGACCUUUGACCUCCCCGAGGAGAGCCAGAGUUCUAUUUCGAGCCAGAGCCCAGGCCGGGGCCCCGAGCUGCUUCAGUUCCGGCUGGAGGGCAGCGCCCUGCACGAGCUGAGCAAGACCAGCCGUGGCGAGCUCAUCCCCAUCUCGCCGCGCGGUGCCACGCCGCCCUCCAUCAUCGCCCGCCACAGCCGUCGCCGCAUCGCCGGCUCGCCCGACCCCAAUGACUCCAUGACCCCCAAGAGCACCCCUGUCAAGAUCCUCCCCUUCUCACCUUCACAGUUCUUGAACAUGUGGACCAAGCAGGACACGCUGGAGCUGGAGAACCCUUCGCUGACAUCCACUCCGGUGUGCAGCCAGAAAGCCAUAGUCACCACACCCCUGCACCGCGACAAGACGCCACUCACUCAGAAAGAAAACUCUGUAUUUAUCACUCCAAAUCACAAGUCUAAUUUGGAUGCUAACCCGCGGACUCCAACACCCUUCAAAAACGCCAUGGAGAAGUAUGGCCCUCUACGCCCACUGCCUCCUACUCCAAACCUUGAGGAGGACCUAAAGGAGGUUCUGCGCAAGGAGGCUGGGAUCGAAUUGAUUUUUGAGGACAACACUCCUCCUCCUGAACUGAGGCGCAAACAAGCACAACGGCCUCCAAUGAAGAAAGUACGGAAGUCUCUGGCACUGGACGUGAUUGACUGUAACGAGCCUGCCAGAGUGAUGCCUCACAAGCCCAUGCCUGAGAUGAACCCUGAGGCUGAGACGUCCCUCUCUUCAUCCUUCAACUCCUCCUCGUUUUCCUGUAAGAAAGACGACAACGUUUUAGAUCAGGGAUUCAUCCUUGGGCCGUGUGAGAAUGGAUCAGGUUCUCUACCAGAACCUCCAACCCCGAUGUCCCAGGAAUGGGAGGAGGUUGUGUGUGGCCGGACCAAGGAUCAGCUGAUCCUGACCCAAAAAGCCCGGCGGUUUCUGCGCUCCUUAAAAACUCACACCCCUAACCGUGCACUCAUCCUGUCCUGAGUUGUCGCUCACUUCAACUGAUGUCAGUUCUGUCCGACUUGAUUUUGUACUUUAUUUGGCUCUUCAUUUUGCUUUGUUUUGUUUUGAUGUCUAAAAUAAUCUGAAUGCUAUUUGUAAGAUAAAUGAGUGUUUCCCUAAUUACAUGGACCAGUGAUGCCCUGAA